UUUCCAGGUUUGAUUUGGGAUUUAAAAAUAUAUAUAUAUGGAAUUCGAAUGAACUUUAGUGGAUAGAUAUAAACUGGUUUUGACAACUGGGGCCAGAAAGAACUUGUCAGAAGCGGUUCUCAAGGUUACGCCUUUAAGAAGAAUGGGGAGUUUGAAAUGCACUUGCUUCGGCUCUGCCUGGGCCAGGAGCUGAGCCUUGUCCAUGCCACAGCCUGUCGUUUGAACUUUGCUCUGAGCUGACCCCAGAUUAGCACAGUCCUGUAAUCUAGUCUUGCUCAUUUUCCAUGCCCUCGGGUCAUCUUCACUGGACACCUUAAAAUUCCUAGGUUGUAGCCGAUUUCCAAAUCUUAACAGAGGGAUCAUUGCUCUAAGGGAAUCUGUAAGAUUACCCAAUGUUCUAGGAAAUAGUUCAGUCUGCCCCAUGUCCUUGGUCAUUAUGCCACCUUCAGAAAGCCCUCAGGACCAGGGAAGUGCCUGGUUCAGAUAUGUGGGAGUGCGUGUACAGCUGGUAAGAUCUGAAAGACCCCUGCCUUUAGAGAUGACGAAAUCGAGGCAAGAAGGGAUUGCCCUAAGUUGAAGUGAUUUCUCUAAGCUGCUACAGCCAGUUAAUGGUAAACAGAAGCUCAACAAAUAUGGCCUGAGGACUUUGAUAAGACAAGUCUCUGGGCCUUGCUUUUAAAGGACCUGCUACUAUUCUGAAUUGCUGCUACUUUUACAAGAUUUAUUUAUUUAUUUCAAAGAAUUACAGAGAUCUUCCAUGUUCACUGGUUCAUCCCCUGCCUGGAGCUUCCCCCAGUUCUCCCGCUUGAUCCCAGUCAUUUGGGCCAUCUUGUACUGCUUAGCAGAGAGCUGGAUCAAAAGUGGAGCAGCCAGGGCGCAGCCAGUGGCUCAAUUCACCAUGCCACAGUGCUGCCCGGUAGAACUGCUGAUACUUGAGGGCACGGAGUGAUCCGAGGGCCUGUGAAUCUUUGCCAGCUCCCUUGCAUACCAGCUGGGGACCCUUGGGAGGCCAGGGGAUUCUGCACAGGCGUGGGGCCUGGCUUAGGGUGGGUCGGGACUGCUGUUCCAUAUCAGCCAGUAAGAUCUCACAGCCCAUGACUGUCUUUUCCCACCCAGUAAACGCCCAAGUCCGUAAAACCAGAAGGCAGUGGUAAUUUCCAUAUUCUGGAAAUUGUAGAAACUUCUAGGUCACCAGAUUCCUGAACCCCGGCCUCAGUGGCUGUGUUUGCAGAACCAACAAUUGCUAAAUGAAUGAGGAAGGCAGACAGCACCUAGCAGACGGCAGCUGAACGCUCGGAGUCAUGAUGUAAGCUUGUAGUCAGUGUCUACUAGGUGCCCCGUGCUGUGCCAGGUACUGGAAGAGCUGCAGAUAGCUCUGGAGGAGCCUGCCACAUGCCAUCUUACAUGCCAGAGGCAGGACGUUCCGGGAAAGGGGUUUUUCUAUUAUCAGUCUCUGCAGUAGUUUUCGCAUAACAGGCUAUAGGAUGCUAAAGGCAUCAGACUUUUCAGAGCAGGAGUAGAUUCCAGCUAUCACUUUCACAGGAUGAUCCUAGCUAGAAGAAGCAGCAACACUUCUGUCCUCCAGAAACCCAAGGAUGCACAUGGGGCUACCCUGGAAUCUGCCGCCACAGAGAAGCACAUACAGAAAGCGGAGUCUAGAGGGGGGAAAAGCAACUGAGCACACCGGAAAGGGCUCAGAGCGUGAGAGUAGUGAGGUGGUCACGAGAUCCACCAGCCUUACCAUCUCUCGUGGGCCACAUCCAACCAGUGGCCAACUCUUACCCCAGACGUGCAAGCGCUGUCUGCCAUUUGCCCUCUGCUGGCUUUCUCUUUGGGUCACCAGGUUUGGCCCAAGGAAUCUGUUGAUUAAUAAAAGGGCACCUCCGAAAGCUGAUGGGGAAACUGAAUUAAAGGAUGUUUUACUUUGAUAGAAAAACUUUCACUAUCUGUGUAUCAUUUCAUUGAUUCAUGUAUUUUAUUUGAAAGGGAGAGAGACAGAGAUCUCCCAUCUGCUGACUCACUUUCCAAAUGUCCGCAACAUCCAGGACUGGGCCGAGCCGAAAGCACGAGUUGGGAACUCAGCCCAGGGCUCCCACAUUAAGAAUGACCCAGAAGAAAUCAAUGUUCUGUUCCGGAACCAAUGUGUAUACUCAAGUGCCUGAUGGAGGCUGGGGCUGGGUGGUCGCUGUUGCUUUUUUCUUCAUCGAAGUCUUUACCUACGGCAUCAUCAAGUCCUUCGGCGUCUUCUUUAAGGACUUAAUGGAGAGUUUUGACGAAUCCAACAGCAGGAUCUCAUGGAUAAUAUCUAUAUGUGUGUUUGUCUUAACGUUUACAGCUCCCCUCUCUGCAAUCCUGAGCAAUCGCUUUGGACACCGGCUGGCAGUGAUGCUGGGCGGGGUGCUGGUCAGCACUGGAAUGGUGAUAGCCUCCUUCUCCCAAAAGGUCUAUCACAUGUACAUCGCCAUUGGGGUCGUCUCAGGUCUGGGAUGCUGCUUCAGUUUUCUCCCCGCAGUCACCAUUCUGUCCCAGUACUUCGACAAAAGGCGUUCCAUCGUCACAGCUAUUGCCUCCACGGGAGAGUGUUUCGCUGUGUUUGCUUUUGCACCAGCCAUCACAGCUCUGAAGGAGCACACUGGCUGGCAGUACAGCCUGUUCUUCGUGGGCCUGCUGCAACUGAACAUCGUGGUCUGCGGGGCACUGCUCAGGCCCCUGGUUAUAAGAGGACCUGGAUCGCCCAGGAAGGUUCCCCACGAGAACCGGAAGGAAGUGCAAUACAUGCUUGAAAAUGAGAAAACGCGGACCUCAAUCGACUCCAUCGACUCAGGAGUGGAACUAACUACCUCACCAAAAAACGUGCCUAGUCAUGCUAACUCUGAACCCGAGCCCAGGGCGGACACGCAGCGAGCCCUGGUGAAGGCGGGCUCCCCACGCAGGGCUGAGAAAGCCCCCCUGAUAGACUUCUCGAUUUUGAGAGAGAGGAGCUUUAUCUGCUAUGCGUUGUUUGGCCUCUUUGCCACGCUGGGAUUCUUUGCGCCUCCUCUGUACAUCAUCCCUGUGGGUAUCAGUCUGGGUGUCCACGAGGACCGUGCUGCUUUCCUGCUGUCGGCGAUGGCGAUCGCCGAGGUGUUUGGCCGGAUCGGAGCUGGUCUGGUCCUCAACCGAGAGCCCAUUCGCAAGAUCUACAUUGAGCUCAUCUGCGUCAUCCUGCUCACCGUGUCUCUGUUUGCCUUCACAUUUGCCACCGAGUUCUGGGGACUCAUGGCCUGCAGCGUGUUCUUUGGGUGUAUGUUCGGGACUGUAGGAGGGACCCACAUCCCACUGCUUGCAGAGGACGACGUUGUGGGCAUCGAGAAGAUGUCCUCCGCAGCCGGAGUGUACGUCUUCAUCCAGAGCAUCGCAGGGCUGGCUGGACCACCCCUGGCAGGCCUCUUGGUGGACCGAAGUAAGAUCUACAGCAGGGCCUUCUACUCCUGCGCAGCCGGUAUGGCUGUGGCCGCCCUGUGCCUGGCCCUGGUGAGACCGUGCAAAAAGGGACUGUGCCAGCGCCAGCAUUCCGCGAGAACACCAGCAGAGAGCCACCGCACGAAAGCUCUGGAAGACAUCCCUGAAGACUUUCUGGAAAUGGAUCUUGGGAAAGCGCAGCCAGUAUGACAGGCUCACCUAGGGAGCAGCGGCUGUUACGGUGGCUGGGGGUGAGACGAGUGUGGGGCAGGGGGCAGAGGAGCGCACUUCUCCGUCCCCCUGCAACAUAAGGGAAUGUAGGAGUGAACACACUACCCUCUUUUCCCCUAAAGUUUUCCUUUUUGCUGCUGCUGCUUCUUCUUCUUUUUGUUAAGCCAAAACAGAAACAACAAAACACUCUUCCCUGUAUGAAUCUGGCUGCAGUCCGUAGCAACACAAAGGUCACACUCACAUUCCAAGGUUGAAAUCAUGACAUGAAGCGACAAGGGGCUUCUAAGCGCAUUUCCACGUCAUAAACGACUAUCUUAGAAAACCAACAGCUCACCCAGGCCAUGGAGAUUGACCAUUCAAACAGAAAACCUUCAACCAAUCAUUUCAAAGCUUCCAGUUUUCAGAAAUAGGAAUAAAUUUUAUAAAUGCUUUGAGAAAUACUAAGAUUUUCAUUAACAAAUUGCGGCCUCUGAUGUUUCCACACACUGCAUGGGAAUGAAGCCUGCUUAAGAUCAAGCAUUUGACUAAUAUAAAAAAAUGAAAUAUAUAUAUAUAGACCUUGCACUUCCUCAAUGGGAAGAUCACCACUUUUUACAAUCAGUCAUCACCACAAGUAUUUCAAUACAGAAUAUUACGAAAUGGCAUUUGAAAAUGUGUUUCCUAUGACUUAACUAUUCAAAAUAUGUGAUUAUAGUGUCUUUAAUUUAAACCACUAUUUAUUAUUAAGUUAUUCUAGAAUGAUUAAUCAAAAGAAAUGAAACAUGAUCUGAGACACAGAAGCUUUUUUUUUUUUUUUUACCUCCUUUCUGCAACUCACUUCAUGUCUCAAAGCAUCCUUCCUACCCUGUCAAGUUACUCUGUAAAGCCACGUGGUCAUGAUUCUUCCGUUGGAGUAGGGGCAGGGUACACGGUUUAAGAGGGGGGGAAUGGAGAGCAAAUCGCCUUAGCUUUCACAAAUCAUUUGUUUCAUCACCUAAGAAUACUUGAGGAUCUUCUUUGAUCAGCAUUACAUUUCAUCAAAUUUGUGGAAACAUUUAUGAUUUUUUUUAAAAAGCAUCGAAGAGUUGAAGCAUUUCUGUAUUUUAUGGGAGUAGCAGAGACAUCUGUGUUCAUUACCAUCAUGAGUUACCAAUUGCAACUUAAUGUCUUCCAUAGAAUGUUUGUUCCUGUGGGUUUCACUUACAUGGUGUGUGAGCAGUUUUCUGGAAAGCAGGCCAGGGUCAGGGUGGGAGGUGGGCUUUGGGUCGCCUGGUCUACUGAGUCUCACCCUCCGGGUGAUGGUCAAUGCUUGCUGCUCCAUCUUUCUUCAUCUUUACUGUUCAUUUAUGACAACUCAGGGGGAAAAAAAUUGUAAACAAGCCUAGUUUGGUUAACAGGUACACAAAAGCUUGAAUCGUUCUGUGCACUGAAAUGAAAGUGGCAUAGUUCAUCACCACUGGCUAAAGUUUGUACAGCAUUUUUAUCAGCCAUAGAAAUAGGACAAUCUGUAAACCUCUGAGAAGGGCGGGGAGGGCGAGGACCAAGGCUGUGGGGCACUAACCCCCUGAGGCCAGGCGGGAGGCAGCGGAUCUGCCACUGCCUGCCAGGAACUCGGAGUGCGUGGCUGCUCUGCUGACACGCAAAUGACUUCAGCACUUUAUGACGUAUUUUUUUACUAUGAAUGUUCAAUACAAUUUCAUAUUUAUAAUUGA
Messenger RNA from Ochotona princeps (American pika), 5363 nucleotides. RefSeq names its product solute carrier family 16 member 6 (gene SLC16A6). Gene Ontology annotation, molecular function: monocarboxylic acid transmembrane transporter activity. Gene Ontology annotation, biological process: monocarboxylic acid transport; transmembrane transport. The record is from RefSeq and is a predicted model, not a curated record. NCBI's taxonomy places the organism in Eukaryota, Metazoa, Chordata, Mammalia, Lagomorpha, Ochotonidae. The transcript is spliced from 6 exons. Bases 2029 to 3651 code for a protein of 540 amino acids.